GCUCCAGGGCUCAUCACAUUCUCGUUCGACAAGAGGGUAGUUUAGGCAAAUAAUCAACACCGGAAACCGGCAGGCAGCUGCAAAGGCAUUUCCGUUAAUUCCCAUUAACACCAUGGUGUUUUCCGUCAAUUCAUUUCCUUGGAUGAAGUUAACACUCUUCAACUACCUAGCCGGCAACUCUCCCCAUCACGCCGGUGACGGAAAUUCCUACGCAUUCCCAAUCAUAUUCCUCCAUCUCGCCCCUUCCCCUACUUCUCUUUUCUCCACGUGUCCCCUUCCACUCUCCUUUUCAUACCCACCUUCUCCUUCUCCGUCAGCCUCCAUUUUUUCCCGUCAACGGUUUCUAAUAUAUAAACAUACACACGCUUCCUUGUUAACUUGUAAUCGGAAUCAUCAGAUCUAAGCCAUUGAUUUCUGUAGCUAUGGACGAUGAUGAGGAGAUCCAGUCACACACAUCGGAGGCUAUCGGCUCUCCGUCGCUUUCUCCACCCAACGGGAGAAUUACGGUGACGGUGGCCGCAGGGCCUCCGUCUUCUCUUCCUCAACAACAGAACAUCAAUAACUUGGCAUUAACUGUCCCGAUCCAUCAGCCGAAGACCAACGGCGGCGGAAGGGAGGAUUGCUGGAGCGAAGGAGCGACGGCGGUGCUAAUUGACGCUUGGGGAGAGAGGUAUUUGGAGCUAAGCAGAGGGAAUCUGAAGCAGAAGCACUGGAAGGAAGUUGCGGAUAUUGUGAGUAGCAGAGAGGACUAUAAGAAGGCUGCAAAGACUGAUAUUCAGUGCAAGAACCGAAUUGAUACAGUGAAGAAGAAGUAUAAAUUGGAGAAAGCGAAGAUUGCUGCGGGUGGUGGACCCAGCAAGUGGCCGUUUUUCGAACGGUUGGAUCAGUUAAUUGGUCCAACCGCCAAGAUCCCUGUUACUGCCGCUUCUUUGUCUAGCAAAGUUCCAAUGGGAAUCCCAGUUGGGAUCCACAGUGGUGGAGCUAGUGGGUCGAACCAAUAUCAGUUUCAUGAAGGGAAGGCUCAAAUGAAGAGCAAUCAGAUAACGAAGAAUCAUAAUGUGAAACCACAGUUUCGAAAACGUUCACAAGUGGAAACUGAGUCAUCUUCGGAGGAGGAGGAGGAGAAUUUUCCAGACUCGGAGGAUAGUUUGCCACCGGAGAAGAAAUCAAGGGUGGUGGUGCAGAGAGGAGUGAAUACAAAGGAAGUGAAGGAAAGAAAGGGGUGGGGAAAUUCAAUUAGAAUGCUGACACAAGCAAUAUUAAAGUUCGGGGAAGUUUAUGAGCAGGCAGAGAGUAUGAAGUUGCAGCAGGUGAUGGAGAUGGAGAAAACAAGGAUGAAAUUUGCCAAAGAGCUGGAAUUGCAGAGGAUGCAAUUUUUCAUGAAGACCCAGAUGGAAAUCUCGCAAUUGAAGUGCAGUAGAAGGGGAGGAAAUGUUAGUCAUCAAAACCAUCACAUCAGUGGUAACAAUAUCAUUCAUACUAAUAACAAUAGUGAUAGUGAUAAUUAAGAGUUGAAUUUAGAUUUUAUAUUAAUUUAGCAGUAGAUUUGUAGGUUUCUCUGUGUUAUCCCUUUGAUUGUGGAAAACUUGUACUUGGAAAUUGAGAAUAGGGAACAUUAGUAAUGUUGAUUGCAUACUGCUUACUGCGUAGUGCUCAUGAAGCUUAUUCAGGACGAGUGUCAAAUUUGGUUCUGUCAUGCAGUAAGUAGUGAGCAUAUUUUUACGUGUAGCAUGCAUCUGCAAGAGAAUUGCUUCCUUUCCAAAUAUUGCUGCUGGUGAUUAUUGGCAAUUGUGGAUUAUUUUGUACAGUGAAUGGCGUUCUCUGCAUAUUAAUUAGUUGCUUAUAAUGAGUUUCCAGAA
This is a messenger RNA of Manihot esculenta (cassava), 1859 nucleotides long. Its product is annotated as trihelix transcription factor ASIL2. The record is from RefSeq and is a predicted model, not a curated record. Gene Ontology annotation, molecular function: transcription cis-regulatory region binding. Bases 423 to 1508 code for a protein of 361 amino acids. Lineage: Eukaryota; Viridiplantae; Streptophyta; Magnoliopsida; Malpighiales; Euphorbiaceae. Gene Ontology annotation, cellular component: nucleus. The transcript has a single exon.